Dama dama (fallow deer) is the source of this 1800-nucleotide messenger RNA. It is a transcript of the gene FBXW9, whose product is annotated as F-box and WD repeat domain containing 9. Lineage: Eukaryota; Metazoa; Chordata; Mammalia; Artiodactyla; Cervidae. The record is from RefSeq and is a predicted model, not a curated record. Bases 65 to 1501 code for a protein of 478 amino acids. The transcript is spliced from 11 exons. Gene Ontology annotation, cellular component: preribosome, large subunit precursor. Gene Ontology annotation, molecular function: protein binding.
CUAGGAGACAGGACGCGGGCUCUGCGGCUGACAGGGCAGGGCCAGCCGCGCCCACCCGGUCGCCAUGGAGCUGCCUCCAGGGCCGCGCGACGAUCCCCACGCCUGGGACGAUGACUCGGACCCGGAGCUGGAGCCUGACCCCGACGCGCAGGCCGAGGCUUACGUGGCCCGCGUGCUCAGUCCUCCGAAACUCGGGCUGGCACCCCCGCGCGCCCCUCCUUUGCCCGCGCCCACGGUGUCCCUUGGCGCUCUGGAACCGUGGGCCGCGUCCAAGGGCCCGACUGUGGCGGUUCCGGGCCUGCUGAGCCUACCCCCGGAGCUGCUGCUCGAGAUCUGCGCCUACCUCGACGCGCGCCUCGUGCUCCAUGUCCUGCCACGCGUUUGCCACGCGCUGCGCGACCUUGUGCGUGACCAUGUCACCUGGAGGCUACGCGCGCAGCGCCGCGUACGCGCGCCGUACCCAGUGGUGGAAGGCCGCAGGUUGCCACAGCGACUUGAAGUAUCACGCUGUCAGAAUCUGCUUGGUGCUCAAAAGGAGGACUUUGACUGGCCAAAGGCCUGCAUUGAGUUGGAGCAGCACCUGUCACGCUGGGCAGAGGAUGGGCGCAGGGCUGAAUACUUCUGCCUGGCUGAUGGGCACUUUGCUUCCAUUGACUCGGUGCUGCUGCUUCAGGGUGGGACACUCUGCCUGUCGGGCUCCCGAGAUCGCAAUGUCAACCUGUGGGACCUUCAGCAGCUGGGGGUGGAUCCCAGCCGGGUUCUGGUCAAGACCCUGGGGACCCAGAAGAACAGCACUCACAAGGGCUGGGUGUGGUCACUGGCAGCGCUGGACCACCGAGUGUGCUCCGGUUCCUGGGACAGCACAGUGAAGCUCUGGGACAUGGCAGCUGACGGACAGCAGUUUGGCGAGAUAAAGGCCAAGGCAGCUGUUCUGUGCCUGUCCUACCGGCCAGAUAUCCUGGUGACCGGCACCUACGAUAAGAAGGUGACCGUCUACGAUCCCAGAGUUGGCCCAGCCCUGCUGAAGAGCCGGCGGCUGCACUCCAGCGCCGUGCUGGCACUGCUGGCAGACGACCGGCACAUCAUCUCAGGCAGCGAGGACCACACACUCGUGGUGUUCGACCGCCGGGCCAACAGUGUCCUGCAGCGGCUGCAGCUGGACUCCUACCUGCUCUGCAUGUCCUACCAGGAACCUCAGCUCUGGGCCGGCGAUAACCACGGCCUACUGCACGUCUUUGCCAACCGCAGUGGCUGCUUCCAGCUUGUCCGGUCCUUUGACGUGGGCCACAGGUCUCAGAUCACGGGGAUCAAGCACUCCCUAGGGGCCUUGUACACCACGUCCACCGACAAGACCAUCCGGGUACACGUGCCCACAGACCCGCCAAGGACCAUCUGCACUCGAAGCCACCACAAUGUACUGAAUGGGAUCUGUGCUGAGGGCAACCUGGUGGUGGCCGCCUCCGGGGGUCUGUCGCUGGAGGUCUGGAGGCUGCAGGCCUGAGCAGGUGGAUGUGAUGGGUCUGCCUGCCGGCAGGCGGGGCCAUGACCUGUGUUCUCGGGGGCGGGGACCUCCCCCCAUGCUGGUGCUGCCUCUGCCCUGCCCCACAGGCCUACGGCACAAGGGGUCCUGGCCACGGCCAUGUGGGGUCCCUAGGCUGGGCCCCACACCAGGGGAGGUGAGCUUUGUGUUCCGGCUCACCCAAGGGGGCUGCUCCCCACCCUCGGGCCCUGUUUUUGUUAUGAUUUGGAUGCUGGCUCUGCCUUGAGAGCAAAGGAGAAAAUAAACCUACUGUACUGGUG